Nematostella vectensis (starlet sea anemone) is the source of this 2656-nucleotide messenger RNA. RefSeq lists its product as uncharacterized. The coding region runs from base 103 to 2028 and encodes 641 amino acids. The transcript has 15 exons. The record is from RefSeq and is a predicted model, not a curated record. Lineage: Eukaryota; Metazoa; Cnidaria; Anthozoa; Actiniaria; Edwardsiidae. Gene Ontology annotation, molecular function: signaling receptor binding. Gene Ontology annotation, biological process: animal organ development; intracellular signal transduction; nervous system development.
UAAUACGAUUAAACAAUUCGAGAAAGACCUUCGUCACCCUUGGUUGAAUCGACAUAGUUCUCUGAAAUUUACUUCAGUUUGUAAAUAUAUGUACUUGUUAUAAUGUUUACUCGACUCAAUUCGAUCUGUUUGCUGUUAGCAUCACUGUUAAGCAGUUUCCUCGCGGUACAUAACCUGAACAACUUCACUGAUGACCCACAAUUAAAGGAUGGGCCGGUUGUUGUCAGGGCAGAAGAAGGCAGCCCUCUUAGACUGCGGUGCACCUUCACUUCUGAUGCGUUGCAGGAUGUGUGGUUCAAAGACUACAAAAUCCUUAACACGAGCAAAUCAGAACAUUUAAUAGUCAAAAGAAGGAAAAAGAAAAACGGAAAAAGGAUGUCAGUGCUUGUGUUCUCGGAAAUCUCCCGCAGGGACAAAGGGUUGUAUCUAUGUGUACUCCAAAAGAAAGUACAAGCAGCCUGGAAAGUUACCAUGACAGAUCAAGAUGGCCGCCAGAACAGGAAGGCAAAAGAUCUGGAUCCUCCAUGUGGAAAGCCCAGAAGACAAAACUUUACUCUCUGUGGGACAUCUUUAUUUCAAAACUGCUCAUCGUUCCCUGCUGCCCCAAGCAACGUGAAGGCAAAAGUACUUAUAACUAAGGAUAUGAAGCCACUGAUUCGGUUAACGUGGGAUCCGCCUGAAAUAGGCAAAGCAGACUUGUGGGGUUAUGAAGUUAAUAUCGUCAGCAAUUAUAAUCACGCAGGGCACCAGGAGUGUUAUCAGAUCAACUCGGUAUCUAUCACAGAAUUCAAUUUUUCUGGUUUGAACUACGAAUCUGAAUACGAAGUUCGUGUUCAGAGCUUGCCGGCGUACGACCGGAAUCAAAAGAGAAACCUAAAGAAAGUCUAUUUGUAUUUGGACACGUGCAAGUUUGACGCGUGGAAAGACCUGGAGGUUUGCUGUAUCGUCACCAAUAUGUCAGCUCAGUAUAACAAGUCAAGCGGAUCGAUAGAAGUGACAUGGGAUACAUGGUGUAACAAAGAAAGUCUUGCGGGGGCCGAGAUCCUAUGGGCUAGUAUACAGGACACGCAAAAAUGCCACGGAAGUAAGAUAGUCAUGAAAUCGACAAACUGUGCCAUCAAGCUUCCGAAACAUUGCCAACAGUUUAACUACUCUGUGCGCGCUUACGGUGUCACCCAUGACAACAAGACAACUAUCCACGACCAACGUGUCUUCGUCAAUAUUCCUCCAACAGUUCUCACAGUUGUUUCUACCGCCGAACCAGACACGAAUACCCCGCACAUAAUAGCGAUACUCGCUGGAGGAAUAGCAGGAGUGGUAAUGGCGCUAGCCUUGGUGUACUUCAUUUACAAGAAGUACUACAAUAUCAUUUAUAUUGAGCUUCCUGGAGGCCAGGAUUACAAUAAUCCCCAUCAAGAAGAGUUAGAAGAUAACCUUAUCCAUAAUCAUGCCCCUCUGCGUCGCGUGUUUCUUCAACACACGCCGUGCUGUGAGAAGUGCGACUGUGUCAUCACGUGUAUGGGCAUGAUGCUAAACUCAACCGGCCUCGUAAACGCGCGCGCGGAUCUCUGGUGCCAACAGGAGAUCACGCGUGGUGUCACAAACUGGUACGAGGCGGAAGUGCGACAGGCAGACUGCGUAGUGGUCAUUGCUAGCAGAAAAACACCACGUGACGCACAGCUUAACGCAAGGCGCACUGAUCAGGAGGACCCUCGCCUGACGAUAAUGCAACUCAACCUGAUACGCGGAGAGCUCUUCCAUCAUCCGAACUCCACGAAGUUCCUACCCUCAUACUUCAUGUACAACGGCGCCGAGAAUAACGUGCCUCAAUUCCUCAAAAAUCGUGUGAUUUUCGAGUUACCAGGAGAUUUAAAUCGUCUGAUGUACAACGUACUAAACAUAGAAAAAUAUCAGCCCCGUCUAUCCCGCAAGAUCUUAUUGCUAGGUGGCGAGGGACACCCUUACGAGAAGGCGAAGGAGGAUCUAGAAAUAGCUAUUGCCAGCGCUGAGACUGAGCAUAGCUUUUAAGAAAUGGUCAGCCAUUACAAGUAUUAUAAAUGUGCACAUAUGCACACUGAAUGAUAGCUACUGACGGAAGCACAUGGCAAAAUAUGUACUCUCUGAUGUCAUCCGACGAGUGCCAUGAGAUGGCAGACUUUCAGCAUGUCAUCUAACUAGGGUAAACAGAACAAAAUGAACAGCUUUCUACCGAGGAAUGCACGCAGAAUUGGCGACACACUAGCUGAUCAUUUGACUUUUGAGUGGCAAAUUCAAGCAAAAAUAAACACAGAAUAAACUGCGCCCGUCAAGGUCCAGAUAAUGACGAAAAAAAAACGAAUAGGCCAUUUCUGACAUUCUGGCUUAUUUGAAAAAGUUGCUUUUUGUUGUUGUUAUUUUGCUGCUAAAAGCAUGGGCGUGCUAGCUUGCUGCCCAAAAAGUCACGUGAUCUGCAAGUAGUAUUGGACUUGGCGGUUCCGACGCAUUUCGGUAAAAAUGCGUUAGAACCAAGCCAAGUCUAUACUACUCACCAGAGGACGGAUUCCAUAAUAUGGUAACAGUAUAUGUUGUUUUCAUAUUUUUUAAUAAAUUAGUGGAUUCCAUAAUAUGGUAACAGUAUAUGUUGUUUUCAUAUUUUUGAAUAAAUUAGUGGAUUCCA